Messenger RNA from Oncorhynchus nerka (sockeye salmon), 2591 nucleotides. Its product is annotated as coiled-coil domain-containing protein 149-like. The record is from RefSeq and is a predicted model, not a curated record. NCBI's taxonomy places the organism in Eukaryota, Metazoa, Chordata, Actinopteri, Salmoniformes, Salmonidae. Bases 458 to 1798 code for a protein of 446 amino acids. The transcript has 14 exons.
CGGAAGUGAGGUAGACUGAAAUAGCAUGCCUUCCUAUGCAGAAUAAAUACAGUGAUGCUUCCCUCCUGAUACUGACUGUACCGUCAAGCUUGAUAAACGACAACAUUGAAAGGCUGUCAUAAAACAAACGAGAUGAAUUCCUCAAGAAGAAGCGAAAGCGAUUGGCAGGGUUUGGUCAGCGAGGACUCGAGUCUCACCAAAGACAUUUACAAAGACUGGCUUGUUGAAGAUCCAUGGGACAUCCAUAUGGCCCGAUGAAGAGCCUGCCGCAAAUCAAUAAAAGUGGGUGAAGCAGCUGUGACGAGCCAUGCUGCUGGAGCAUCACACAUGACGGCACUGCACAAGUUAAAAGCAGUUCCUGGUGUGUAAGCGCAAGUUGGAGAGCAAGAAGGAGGCCCUCCUGAUUCUGUCCAAGGAGCUGGAUACCUGUCAACAGGAGAGAGACCAAUACCAGCUGAUGGCCAACCAGCUCCGAGAACGCCACCAGGGACUCAAGAAGAAGUACAGGGAACUCAUAGAUGGAGACUCCAGUCUACCACCUGAAAAACGAAAUCAAUUGAAUUUGGCCCAGCUGUUGAGAGACUCCAGAGAAAGGAGUAAGCAGCUGUCUGAAGAGGUGAAGGAGCUGAGUCAACGACUGGCUGAGGCCCAGGGGGAUAACAAGCUCUUGCGGAUGACCAUAGCCAGACAGAGGUUGGGGGAUGAAGAGGUGGGGGCAAGGCACUUCCAGGCCUAUGAGCGGGAGGACCUGGUCCAGCAGUUGGAGACUGCACGAGAGCAGAAUCAGGAGCUGGAGCACAGUGUGAAAUCUCUGACGGAUGAGCUGCAGGAUGUGAGGGCGGAGCGUAACGUGUUCCAGGAAAAGGCCCAGCGGCUGAACCACGAGGUGAACCACAUCUUGGGGGGACACGAGUGUCGGAUUCUAGACGUAGAUGCACUCUGCAUGGAGAACAGAUAUUUACACGAGCGGUUCAAACAACUGCAGGAGGAGGUCACCAUGCUCAAAAUGAAUGUCAUGAAGUACAAGAGUGCUCUGGAGAGCAGGAAGAACUCCAAGACUUAUGGCAAAGCUAACAGCAGUGCACUCACUGGGGUGCUCUCUGCCAAACAAGUGCAGGAAUUAUUGCUUUCUGAGGACAACGGAUGUAGUCUCCCUGUCACGUCUCAGUCCAUCUCAGACCUCAAGUCCCUGGCCACAGCCCUACUGGAAACUAUCCAUGAGAAGAACCUGGUCAUUCAGCACCAGCGCCAAACCAACAAGAUUCUGGGAAACCGAGUAGGGGAGCUUGAGAAGAAACUGAAGACUCUAGAGGUCUCGGGAUUAUGGAGCCUCCCAGGCCUGACUUACAAUGUGUCUCUGGGAUUCUCUGGAAGAGGGAGAGAUGCCAUCAUCCUGAAUGAAACUCUGCAGCCUAGCUCCACUGUGACAAGCUCUGAGGAGAAGAAAGUACCAUCCAAUGAGCACGAAGUACCCCCUACUGAGCAAGAAGUACCUCCUACUGAGCACGAAGUACCCCCUACUGAGCACGAAGUACCCCCCAAUGAGCAGGAUGUAACCCCCAAUGAGCAGGAAGUACCUCCCACUGAUCACAAAGUACCCCCUACUGAGCAGGAAGUACCUUCCACUGUGCAGUCUACCACAGAGGAUGACAAGGUAGCCAAUGACAUGCAGAUCCCCGUCCCCGUCCCAAGACAUGUGGGGGGGUUACCCAGUGUGACUGGGGAUACAGAAAUAAGCACCAAGGAGUCAGAGCCACUAGUGUCACCAGUCAGCCUGGACACAUCCAAGCAAAACUAGUCAGGCAAAACUGCUGAGGAAGUCACUGACUGUUCUCAAGGAGAGACAAUAAACCUGGAUGAAUGUCAGACUGUCGACCAAUCACAAAGUGCAAAUGAGGUCACAGUGCUUCCAUGGUACCAAUUAGAUGAGACUGUAGGCGGGACUCCAUCCCCUUCCUCAAGGCCAGACUUGGACGUGUCCUCCUGUAAAGACAUAUGCCACAUAUCAGAGCCUCUAAAGGACACAAAACCCACCCAGAGAGAGGUGAGUUGGUCAGAUGACAACGUCUUUAGGGUGGGGUCUGAGGAGAUUGACAUGGCAGAGGGCUCUAUGACAGAAAACACCAAUCUUCCAUCCUCAACAUCAACCUGCAGCUCUCCUAUUCAAACAAGUCCCACCCACGGGGAGAAUAACCAAUCACACCACAAGUCAGAAAUCCUUCCCUUGAACAGUAGCCACUCAAAUGCUGAAUGAUCAGACCGGGAUGGGAAAACAGUGAAAAAUGACAGCUACUUCAGCCAAAACCAUGCCUAGAUUGACACUGUAAUAGAAUGGGUUUCAAUAUUCCUGAGGGUGCAUUCUGUAAAAUGUCGUACUGCUUACUGGUGAUUCCAAGCUCCCAAGAUUUCUGAAAGAGAUAUUACUCUGCUACAGUUGCUGUAACGUGGAAUUGAACCCUGCGGCCCUUCUAUUCAGUGGUUGAAGCUGGCCUGGACUGACCAGUACAGAGAACCUACUAGCUCCUCAUAUGUUCUACUGCUUUUUAUUUUUAUGUACACUGCUCAAAAAAAUAAAGGGAACUUUAAAAUAA